Diaporthe batatas is the source of this 2580-nucleotide messenger RNA. RefSeq lists its product as uncharacterized. The record is from RefSeq and is a predicted model, not a curated record. NCBI's taxonomy places the organism in Eukaryota, Fungi, Ascomycota, Sordariomycetes, Diaporthales, Diaporthaceae. The transcript has 3 exons. Bases 135 to 2249 code for a protein of 704 amino acids.
AAAAUUCCCAGCGAGCUUAUUACUUGAAGGCGCGGUCGCGACACACCAGCGCAGGCACGUCGACUUGACUGGACUUCAAACGGCGGGCAUCCCCUCGUUCUCAGCCUUCACCCGUCAACCCGCAAGGCCUCACGAUGUCUUCGCAAACAAAAUGGAAGGAGGAGCAGGUUCUCGUCAUCUGUCCUGGCUCCUCCACAACAAUGGCCCAGCUCGGCUGCAGCGAAUUGACGCCGCCCUCGCAGCGCUUCCCGACGCGCAUGUUUAAAGACGAGCAGACCGGGGCGUGGAGGCCGUAUCAUACCGUCAAGAGGAAGAAGGAAAACCUGCUGAACACUAAUGGAGGCGCGCAGGCAGGUCCUGUCGAUGGGGCCAAGGCUGAGGAGGAGUAUGAGUUCGUCGAGGACCCCGACUCCAGCGAAGGCGCCGUAUACCCCAUCCGAGGCGGCCGCAUCGUGCAUAUGGAGGCCUUUCUCGCGUUCCUAGACCAUGUCCACAGCAUGCUGACGACGACGUACCACAACACCCCGAUCACGCUCAUGGCGUCGCCACAGUGGACACGGCCUGACUGCGAAGCCAUUGCGCGCUACGUGUUUGAAAAGACCAAGACUCCGGCACUCUGCCUUAUCCACAGCGGCGUCGCGACACAAUACGGGCUUCGGUGGCCCACCAUGACCGUCGUCGACAUUGGCUUCCAGAAGGUUGACGUGACCUGUAUAUAUGACAACAGGAUCGUGAACCACAAGGACUUGGGCUUGACGACCCCGGAAAGCGAGAAGGAGGCGGCCAUCUCCGGGGGCGAGGCGUUCACUCUGAAGCUCAAGAAACUGCUCGAGGGCCAGGGCUUCACCUAUGAGAUGGCGGAGCAGCUGAAGAAGAGCCAGAUCUGCGAGGUUCUGCCGUACGCGGCGGAUCAACCUGGGCUGAUGGAGCUGCCCUCGGCGAGUGGCAGUAGCCAGCAGUCGGCAGCGGCACCAACGGGUCAGCCUGCGGCGCAAGCGGCAGCUGGCACAACAAGCGACUUGUCGGUGGGUGCGGAGGCUGACGACGGGGUCACUGUGGACGACAAGGGUCCCGAUAAUGACGGUGUCCUUGACAUCGCAAACAUCGUCACGAGCGGCCAGACCAAAGAAUUCCUGGCGAAGAAGGAGAGGGAGAAGCAGGAGAGGGCAAAGGCAGGGAAGAAAGGUAAAGGCCCAGAUGCCGUGGACGCAAACAAGCCAUCGCGGUUGCCGAACUCGAAGAGGUUGAAGAAUGUGUUCCAUUACGAAGAAAUCGUUCACGAGGAGCCAGCACCGGCACCAGCCAAGGCGGUCGAUCAAGAGAAGGAGAAGGAGAAGGAAAAGGAGGAUGUUGCGCCGCCCGCUAACGGCGAGGGGCCAAAGGUGGAAGCUCAGGCAGGGGAAGCAGAGAAACCAGCUGGGGAGCAACCAAGUGGUGAUGCCUUCAAGGUAGACAACUUCUUACCACCUCCGGACUCGACAUCCGCACCGGCCACGUCCUCAGAACCGCAGACGAAACGCAUCAAGAGAGAUAUCGAAAUCGGCCUGGAGAGAUUUACGUUUGCGGAUCGCGCCGAGAUCGACCGAAUCGCAACGACGAUUUACCGGGCCGUGCAGGAGAUUGGCGACAUGUACAUGCGACCGGGCUGCUGGGACAACAUCGUCUUCGUGGGCAACGGCAGCCGCAUCCGCGGGCUGAAAGACAACAUCCUGCAGACCCUGACACUGCGACACCUGAUCUCGCCCAGUAGCGCGACCAUGUUCACGUCGGAGCUUCCUUCUAACGUGGCGACGCCCGCCGGGACCGGGUCGCAGACACCAACGGGCAGUUUCACCGGCCCACCGCACACAAUGCCCACGGGGGCCUCGUCGGGCGUCAACCCGCUGCUGCAGGCGGCCACGACGGCGGCAUCGCUUCAGCAGACGCCGCACCCUGGCGUGUCCACGCCUGGCGGGGCGCCAGGGUCCACGUCGGGCGAGGCUUCGGCGCCGCACAUGUCCCACCAUUUCCACAGCCAAACGCCGACGUCGAUCAAGCUGGCGACAAUGCCGACCUACCUGGCCGAGUGGACGAAGCACGGCUUCGAGGAGGCCAUGUUCCUGGGCUCCCUGGUAGCCGCCCGCUUGGUGUUCUGUGUACACAACCUGGAUGCACAAGGCCUAGAGGCCCAGAGAUCCAUGAGCCUGCACCGGGUCGAUUUCAAUGAACUUGGACCAAAGGCCAUCCGGACACAUUCCAUGCUGGGAUGAUAUACUCGUUUUUGACAAGCAGAAAGAGCAUAAUUAAUUUGCAGGAGGGGAUGAGACUGUGCCUAGGGAUGAACGACUGCUGGGAGUUGUUGCUUAUUUGUGUUUCAGGGGCCUGGCCUGGAGUUUAGAGGCGAUGACUGGGACGCUCAGAGUAGGUAUGAACAGGACAGCGAAAAGAGAAAAGCCGAGGAUGCCUAUAUAGUUGGCUACUACUUGGGAGGUGGGCAUUCCGCCCCGGAGCAGAGAGCAAGCAUCAUGCAGAGCUCGCGAGCCUGGGGCGUGUUUGAUUAUAGGCAGGUAUCACAAUAAAAGACUUGGUCUUGAUGAUGAA